Hemicordylus capensis (graceful crag lizard) is the source of this 2423-nucleotide messenger RNA. It is a transcript of the gene RNPEP, whose product is annotated as arginyl aminopeptidase. The record is from RefSeq and is a predicted model, not a curated record. The transcript is spliced from 11 exons. Gene Ontology annotation, molecular function: metalloaminopeptidase activity; zinc ion binding. Gene Ontology annotation, biological process: proteolysis. Lineage: Eukaryota; Metazoa; Chordata; Lepidosauria; Squamata; Cordylidae. Bases 92 to 1906 code for a protein of 604 amino acids.
CCGCUCGCUCCUCCCAGUGGGCGGAGUUGGACUCGCUGUUCUCCGCCCCAAGCGGCGUGCGCGGGCUUGCCUCUGCCUUCGCUCGCCGACCAUGGCGGCCCGGGACCCGGCGUCCGCCUGCAGCGUCGACUCCUUCCAGCUGAAGCACAUGCACUUGGGGCUGCGCGUGGAGUUCGGGUCGGCGCCGGGCAGCGGGAGCCUGCAGGGGUCGGUCCGCCUGGAGCUGACCUGCCUGCGGGAUGGCGCGAGCGAGGUCGUGCUCGACUCGCAUCCCACCGUGGAGGUGGAAAAAGCCGCCUUGGCGCCGCCGGGGAGCCGCUGCAACCGCGGCGGCGGCGGCGGCGGUGGAGACGGCCCGGAGUCCGGCGCGCUGCGCCCGCUCGCUUUCCAGAACCGCCCGUUCGCCCGCUUCGGCUCCGCGCUGCAUCUCACCCUGCCUGAGCCCUUGACCUGUGGAGACACGGUGGUGCUGGAGAUCUCCUACCAGGCCGGAGGCGGCCCCGGGGUGUGUUGGCUUACUCCUGAGCAGACCGCAGGGAAGCAGAAGCCCUAUAUGUACACCCAAGGCCAAGCUGUUCUGAAUAGAUCCUUUUUCCCUUGCUUUGACACCCCUGCGGUUAAAAGCACAUACUCUGCUAUAAUAAAGGUCCCUGAAGGGUUCACCGCUGUAAUGAGUGCAAUUACUUGGGAGAAGCAGAAGGACAACACUUUCCUCUUCAAGAUGCCUUUGCCUAUUCCAUCCUAUUUGGUUGCCCUGGUUGUUGGAGACAUAGUUUCUGCAAAAGUGGGACCCAGGAGUCACGUAUGGGCUGAGCGUUGCCGGAUUGAUGAUGCUAAGAAAGAGUACGAUGGUGUGAUUGAAGAGUUUCUGACUACAGGGGAGAAGCUUUUUGGGCCAUACGUCUGGGAAAGGUACGACGUUCUGUUUAUGCCACCCUCGUUCCCUUUUGGAGGGAUGGAAAAUCCGUGUAUCACCUUUGUCACACCGUGCCUGUUGGUUGGAGAUCGUUCCUUGGCAGACGUGAUCAUCCAUGAGAUCUCGCACAGCUGGUUUGGAAAUCUAGUCACCAAUGCCCAGUGGGGGGAGUUCUGGCUGAAUGAGGGCUUCACGAUGUAUGCGCAGAGGAGAAUUACUUCAGUAAUCUAUGGUGCUGCUUACACCUCCUUGGAAGCUGCUGCAGGGAGGGCUUUGCUCCGUCAGCACAUGGACGCUACGGGGGAAGAUCAUCCUCUCAACAAGCUCAGAGUGAAAAUAGAGCAAGGUGUUGAUCCUGAAGACACCUAUAAUGAGACCCCUUAUGAAAAGGGCUAUUGCUUUGUCUCCUACCUUGCUCACCUUGUGGGGGACCAGAAAAAGUUUGAUGCCUUCCUUCAGGCUUAUGUCAACGAGUUCAAGUUUCAGAGCAUUACAGCCGAUGAUGCUCUGGAGUUUUACCUGAAGUAUUUCCCGGAACUGAAGGAACGAGGGGUGGAUACCAUUCCAGGCUUUGAAUUCGACCGAUGGCUGAGUACACCUGGUUGGCCUCUGUACCUUCCUGACCUUUCACCUGGAGAAGAACUGAUGAAGCCAGCUGAGGAACUGGCAGAACUCUGGGCAUCUGCUGAUCCCAACAUGGAGGCCAUUCGAGCAGUGGAUAUCUCUGCUUGGAAAACCUACCAGCUGAUCUAUUUCCUGGAUAGGAUUUUAGAGAAGUCCCCUUUGCCUGAUGGCACUGUUGGGGAAAUGAGUCGUCUGUACCCCAAGAUCUCAAAAUCUCAGAAUGCAGAACUGCGUCUUCGUUGGUGCCAGAUUGUCCUCAAGAACAAUCAUGAGGCUGAGUUCAGCCACGUGAAAGACUUCCUUCAAUGCCAGGUUUGUGGCUGGGAAAGCAGAAAUACACCCUUCCCAUCUACCGGGCCAUGGUGAGUGGUUCAGAGACUGCCCGUGCACUAGCCGUGAAAGUGUUUGGUGCCACAGCACCCCAACUCCAUGUGAACGUCCAAAACUAUGUUAAAAAAAUCCUAGGCUUGAAUACUGAAGAAAAUUAGCAAGAAAAUCGCAAAGCCAAAGCAAUUUAUUAUCCGAGCUUCAGCAAAUGUCUGUUGUCAAACCCUUUUUCCAGGUUCAUAAAGUGUGAGGAUGGGUCUCGCACUCCACAGAGUCACGUCUCUUCUACAGGACUCUGAUAAAAUGCUGGGAUUUUUUAUUCCCUUUCUAGGAUUUCCUAGAAAGUGAAACUUCCUCAUGGAUAACUUGCUGGUUUAAAUGUUUUUUUAAAUUGUCUUUAAAGUUUGUAAACAUAAAAGUUACAAAACUAUAUACACAAAGUUUAUAUGUCAAAGUAUGUUUUGAAAAUGUUAGAUUGAAUUAAAUAAUAAUAUUUGUGUGUUUCAAUUUUUAAAAAAGCAAGGGUUGGUGGUUUUCAUUAAAUCAGUGACACUUU